CAAAACCUUUUUGAGAACAUGCUCAGUGAACUUUCAUGAGUCUUCAUGUUCCGCCUUCUGUACCGCUGCCAUAGUCCAUUAAAACCUUACCGACGUUUCUUUUCUAGCACGCGUACAUACCUCGCAGAGGCCCAUCCUACUUCCUCCAAUGUCAUCCACGAAAUCGAACAAGAUGGUGCUCGCAUCCUUCAGGCUGUAAGGAAGCGCAUCAAAGUCAGGGAUGAAUUGCUAGCAAACAUGUCUGAGGAUAUGUCCUCUCCAGAGGACAUAGCACGCGCACGUCAAAUCAAAGAAUUAGAACCCUUGCAUGAAGCAUGGUCAAGCUGGACGCACGCUCGUCAGUCCUUGGAAGAAACACUACCCCUCAUGCAAGAUCCUGACCCAACCAUGCGUACCCUAGCAUCGGAAGAAUUCAGUUCCCUGGCCCAUACCCUAUCUACCCACAUAUCCGCAACGUUUCCCUCUCUUCUCGUUCCUCCAUCGUCUACACGCGACUUACAUGCUCUGCUGGAGUUGAAAGCCGGCGUUGGUGGGUCUGAAGCAGCUCUAUUUUUGUUGGACCUCCUGCGGGUUUACGUUCGAUAUGCUGGUUCAGUCGGGUGGCGAACAAGUAUCAUACAGAGCAGCGAAACCGAAAGCGGAGGGAUGCGCGAUGCUAUCCUCGAGAUUAAAGGGGAAGGGGCUUAUGAUGCACUGAGAUGGGAGAGCGGUGUACAUCGUGUGCAGCGCGUUCCCGCAACGGAGUCAAGUGGGCGGACUCAUACGAGUACUGUUGCGGUUAUAGUUCUGCCGCUGAGCGAAGAAGCUGAGAGCAUCGGCGGGAAUGAUGAACUCUUCAAAAUGGAGGAUGUGAAGGUCGAGGUAAUGCGUGCACGCGGUGCAGGUGGACAGGUGGGUUUUUUGUUUUCAUGCAGAGUAAUUGACUUUGACCAUCGUCAUCAGCACGUCAACAAAACAGAGUCUGCAGUCCGUCUCACCCAUACACCCACCGGUAUCACUGUCUCCAUGCAAGACGAACGCAGUCAGCAUCAGAACAAGCGUCGUGCUUUCCAAGUCCUUCGCGCUCGCCUAAUGGAUGUAAAGCUUUCACGAGAUAUCGCCAACCGCCGAGCCACUCGCCGGAAUCUGGUCCGCACCGCGGACCGCAGCGAGAAAAUUCGAACGUAUAAUUAUGCGCAGGAUCGCGUGACAGACCAUCGAAUCGGUCUUUCCCUCAUGAACCUCACCAGCUUCCUGGAAGGCGAUGGCGUGCAGGAUUUUCUGGAUGCCUUGCGCCGAAACUGGCAAGAAGAAAUCAUGGAGGAUGUUGUUGGAGAGUCUGAAUGAAACACGACACCUGCCUCUUGUCAUCGCAAGCACCCCUUCA
Messenger RNA from Suillus discolor, 1366 nucleotides. RefSeq names its product peptide chain release factor 1. Gene Ontology annotation, molecular function: translation release factor activity. Gene Ontology annotation, biological process: translational termination. NCBI's taxonomy places the organism in Eukaryota, Fungi, Basidiomycota, Agaricomycetes, Boletales, Suillaceae. Bases 46 to 1326 code for a protein of 426 amino acids. The transcript is spliced from 5 exons. The record is from RefSeq and is a predicted model, not a curated record.